Molecule: messenger RNA, 255 nt
Organism: Arctia plantaginis
Lineage: Eukaryota; Metazoa; Arthropoda; Insecta; Lepidoptera; Erebidae
Source: the annotation of a GenBank genome assembly
AUGGCGGUGUUGUCGUCGAUGAAGGCGCAGAGCGCGUGCAUGAUGAGGUCGGGCGCGGCGCGCGCGGCGGCCAGGUGCCCCCCCGCGGCGCGCGGCCAGGGGCGCGGCGGGCGCUGCGCGCGAACCCCGCCCCCACACCCGCGCCCCCCACCGCCCCGCCCCCGCCGCGCUCACCGCGUGCGCGCCGCGUCCGCGCGCCACACGUGCAGCGUGCCCUUGUCGACACGCAGCUCACCAGCGAGCCCGACCGGUUGA